Molecule: messenger RNA, 9405 nt
Organism: Scatophagus argus
Lineage: Eukaryota; Metazoa; Chordata; Actinopteri; Scatophagidae
Gene: zfyve26
Product: zinc finger, FYVE domain containing 26
Exons: 44
Coding region: 243-8060 (2605 amino acids)
Biological process (GO): mitotic cytokinesis; regulation of cytokinesis; double-strand break repair via homologous recombination
Cellular component (GO): lysosomal membrane; centrosome; midbody
Molecular function (GO): phosphatidylinositol-3-phosphate binding; metal ion binding
Source: RefSeq, a predicted model, not a curated record
GGAGAAUCAGCUGACUUUGUCACAUGACUUUAUUAACAUGCAACUAUCCUCCUAGCAUAACAGGCGAAGUGAGCAGUAUUUGGAAGUGUAUAAAAUCAUUAGUUCCGGAAGGAAACAACACAGAGAAAUGACUAUUUCCCUUUCUAAGGCAGGUGAGGAAAGCUCGAGCAUCGUUGGCCAUAUGGAAAAGUGCCUCUUCAGCUGUGACCACUGAGCAGAGAAGAGUCACGGUGAAAGUGGACAUGCAUCCGUUCGGCUCUGAGUCCGAGACCUCCCUUAAGGACCUGUUUGAGUACUUCAAAAGGUGUCUGCAGCAUGGAGAGUGGGAGCUGGCCAUUGCCUGUGUGCCACAGCUGGUUAACUCAACGGGAGGACUCUCAGAAAACCUUUGUGACAUAAUCAAAGCUGUUGUCUGCCAUCCUUACAAGUUAAAAUGGGAGUCUGUGGGCAGUCCACACAAGCUGGCUUGGUUUUGGCUUCAGGUUUUGGAAAAAUGGACAGAAGACCAGGUUUCUCCCCACAUCAGGAGAGAGCUGGAGUUCCUGCUGCUCCUGGAGGAAGUGGGGUCAGAGGGCAUACCAGAGACUGCUGUCAAGGAGUUGCAUCAGGCCUUCUUGAACCAGCAGUCUGAUCAAAAGGCCCCGGAGGGCUCAAGGAAAACAGAUGCUGCUGUUGAGGCUUGCCUGCAAACUUUAUUGGAAAAAAAGAAGCCCAGACUCGCUCAGUCUUUAGCACAUUUUUUACAGGACCAGUCAUGCACAGAAGACCAGACUCUGCAGCACACGUUCAUCCAGCACCUGAUGAAGAAACUGGGAAAGCCGGAGAGGAGGCCGGAAAAGGUGGAGGAGUGGGUGGAGGAGAUAUACGCCGUGUUGUCUGUGAUGCCGUGGGGCUCUCGUCGAAGCGGCGGGCAGCUGGAUGCGCUGUGCGAGGCGCUCUGGGCGGCCAGAGACGGGCCCCUGAAAGAGGAGAGGAUCCUGAGCUCGCUGCUUCGCCCUCGGUGUGAUGCUCUCGUCUCUGCUUACUGUUCCACCGCUUUGAGACUUCAGAGAGAUCACCUGCUGAGGAACGCGCCCGACACAAAAGUGGACCUUCCUGAAUCAGAGAAACUGACUCUCAGUUUAUGUUGCCACAAGGAUCGUUCAUCCAUUUGGAAGACCAUUUAUUUUGAAUGUCUUAGUAGUGGAAAGCACUUCCUGGAGCAGGUCUUGGUUACCGCACUCGACCUCAUUAAACACGAGGAGUUUUCUCAGCUGAGAGACUUGCUGAAGUUGGAGUUCCAGCCUUUGUCUCGUUUGCUGUUGCUGCUGGGAUGGACUCAAUGUCGCAGCCUGAGCUCGGCUCAAACGCUGCUCAGCAUCCUUCACCGCGAGCAGGCACCAGCCAAUGACUCUGUCCUGCAGGAGUUUGCCAGUCUGCUGUCCUCUCAGCUUGUAAUACUUGAAUGGUGUAAAAACAACAAUCCAAGUCUCUCCAUGGAAGCAUUGCUGGCACAGCUUCACACCCUGGACAACCACUCUGCUCUCUACAUUCUGCAUUCCCUGACUCCUCUGGCUCAGUUUGAAGAGCGCAAGAUAUUGGAUCUGCUGCAGCAACUGCCAAAUUCACCAGGGACAGAGCACACUGAGGCCGUCGGUACUGUCAGUCCUGGUGUGCAGAGGAACGUCAUUUUAUUCCAGGGUUUCUGUGCCAUGAAGUAUGCCAUCUAUGCUCUCUGUGUAAAUGCCCAUAAAUACUCAAAUUGCACCGAGUGUGAGUUCAUGCAGCAGCAGGAUCAGCAGCUUCACCAACCAACCGAAGCAGAAAUUGACCACAACCAAACCUCAGCUUCCUCAGAAGGUUGCCGCUUGCUCUUCCAGCACUACCUGUCAGAGUGCCAGCUCUAUCUGGAGGCUGUGCCUGCCAUGUUCCGUCUGGAGCUUCUGGAGAACAUCUUCUCCCUUCUCUUUCUGUCCACUGCUGACUUUGCCCAGCAGGUCCAAAAAGACACAAACUCGAGCUUGGGCAAUGCCACUCAGUGUUUAUCAGAUACAAAAAACACAAAUGUAAAAUUGUUAACAACAGCAAAAUCAGGCGAGACUGAGUACAGCACGAAAGAGAAUCAGAAGCAGUAUUCAGCCCAUCGUAGUCACCUGGACCUGGACCUGGGGCACUUAACCCAGGGCUGCAGGGGGUUUCUGGUUGAUGUGGUGGCCAUGGAGGGUUUUCUGAAACUGCUCAAAGAAGGGUUGGAGGGCAUGUGCGUGGUGGGCCAGCAGGGUGGACAGGAGGCGGGAAGAGCGUUGCCUCGAGAGGCCGCGGCGGCGGAAAGUCUCGGCUGCUCGGUCACGGCUGAGACAUUUGGAGCUCGUCUGCAGAGGUUGUCUGCUCGCACUGCAGAGGCUCAGUGGAGGCUGCAGAUCAUCACCAGCAAUCAGGGCAGUGGAAGCGGUUCAGAAAGUCCAAUCCAGAUGUCCGCAGUCAGCUGUCCCAUCACUUCUCUGGGGCGCAGCAAGAGCUCGAGUCUGAGACGAAGGAAGAGACACGGGAGACAUGCCACAGAGAGACAAACCUCCGUGGAGAAACACAAUGGAGAAGUUAGCACGAGUGCAUCAGAUGGCGGAGGAGGGACAGGCUGUGUGGAACGGGAGGUUUGUCCAUGUGGAGGUCCCCACAGCUGGCUGGUCCCCGUCAUGUUGUCCUCUCCUGAGUCUCUGCUCAUGUCCUGCAUCCGCCGAGGGAACUUCAUGGAGGCGCGUCAGGUGUGUCUGAUGUUUGACCUGGAGGCGUCUGCCUGUUGUGGUGAGCUGGCGUUCAUGGAGUGCUACAAAGAAGUCCUGGUGGAGUUAGGACGGGUGGAACAGAAGAUGGAGAGCCAGUCUAUGUCUUCAUCCUCGUCCUCCUCAGAGGGUUUGGGGACAGCAGUUGUGUCGGUCGCAGGCAGGAGUCGGCUGGGCAGCAGUGGGCGAUCGACCCUGCAGGCCAUCGGAAGUGCUGCCGCUGCAGGUGUGGCUUUCUACUCCAUCUCAGACAUAGCAGACCGUCUCCUCAGCACCCCCGCUCACCCAAUGCCCUCACUGGAGGAAGGCUACUGGCUGAGUCAUUGCACUUCAGACCCCUCUGGCCUCCUUUACACACUGUUGGAAGAGCUCAGCCCGGCGGCCAUGGCUGCCUUUGACCUGGCCUGCUGCCACUGUCAGCUCUGGAAGACGUCCCGACAGCUGCUGGACACAGCGGAGCGCAGGCUCAGCAGCAGCCUGGAGGCUCGAGGAGUAAGAGUUGACCCUAAGGUUCCCCAUUCAGAUGGGAUAUGUGGAUUUCCCAUGGUAUUACAACAGCUCAACAAAAUCCUGAAUCAUUUUGCCACUAACAAGGGCUCUGUAAAAACAGAAGCUGUUGGGGAAGAACAAGUGUUUGCCAGCCCAUUUGGUUGCUGCAUCCAGGAAGUGCUCUUGUGCUGUCACUCAUCACUGAGUGAAGAGCUCAUUGCCGCUCGCCUCAGUCGAGCUCAGCAUUUGGAGACCACCCUGCACAUCCUGAGCACCGCUGCAGAUGGCACAGGUCGGCACGAGGGCAGUGCUGGCAGUGCUCUGCUGGCUCUGUUGGUUGAACAGGCCAGUCUGAAACAGUCGGAGCUGGACGCUCACCCUGUGCGUUACAGCAUGAAGCAGCUGCUUCGUUCUCUGGACGAGCUUUGCCCCUUUGAGCCAGACAGAGAUCUUGCCAGACCAGAUUAUGUGCGCAGUUUCCUCGACUACGUCAACACACUGGCAUCUGUGUUAGUGCGCAGCCUUGGUUCAGAAGACCAGAGCAGUGAAGUGAAGCUAGGGAAUCCUCUGCUGGUGUUGCUUCAAGCACCUUUUCAGCUUCUCUCUCACCUGCUGUUUGACAGGCAGGUGUCCCCUGACAGAGUGCUGUCCCUGCUGCAGCAGGAAGGUCUGCGACUGAGCGUCCAGCAGGUGAUUGUCCAGCGAUGCUGUGAGGCUCUGCCUGUUUGGAUGUCCUGUCCAGGCAAUAAAAGAGACUCCGGCCAGGCCAAUAAAGACAAUGGAGUAUUCAGUAUUCCCAGCUUGUCUGUCCUGCUUCAACAGCAUGCUCAGGAGCACAUGUCAACUCUAGGUAUCGCAGAGCCUCAGUCUGACGCGAGCUCCGAGUCCGGGGCUUCAGUGGAAGAGCACUCUGCCACGCCCGCUAGCCUCUCCACGUCACCCGCCUUGUCUCCGUCUCAUUCAUCCUCCUCCUUAAGCUCUUUUCUCCUCACGCCAUCAGCCCUGUCUUUCCUUAAGUCUCGUUCCCCUUUAUUGGCCACGCUGGCAUGUCUGAGCGCCUGCAAAGGAGAAACUGCUCGGACCCAGUCCUCCGGAUGGUCUGGUUAUUUCCGUAGCGGCCGCAAAGAGGUUGUACUGGAUGGAGAGCAGAUUUCUCAUGAAGCAGAUAUCCUCCUGAAGGAAUUCCCUAUUCUCCGCUCUUACCUGCACACCAUGGCUGAACCAGUACUGGAUACCCUGUUAAGUGAGGGUGAGGAAGGUUCUGCUGGACUAGGGGCGGUUGUUUGUGGGAAACCUGUUGUCAGCCUUCUGCUGUCCGGGCCUCAAGAGGAAGUUGCCCAGGCUGUGGCUGCUGAGGCCUUCCAGAAGGCUUUGUCUUCAAGAAACAUGGGCAAAGCCCUCCGUCUGCUGGAGCUGUAUGGACAAGGCUGUAGCCAGGAGGGGGCGCUAAGAGACCGUCUGCUGGCCUGUGCUGCCUUAGAAGAUGCAGGUGAAGGUAUCGGUCAGCUGUUCCGCAUACAGGACGCCAACCUGCGAGCCCGCGUUGCCCUCCAGGCUCUGGAGCGCUGGCCUCUGUCAGCCUGCCUGGAGCUGCUCGAGUUCUGCCUCAACGACCCGAGCACAGAGACGUCACUGAGAACAGACUUGGAGCUCAAGAAGAAAGAACUGGACAUCUAUCACUGUAUGUUAAAUUUACAUCCGCCCUUGCCCUGGGCUACUUGGCAGGAGCUGAGGACUGAGUCUAAGACAAACUCUGAGUCCAUGUUAUCUAUGAUGCUCGAAGCCAAAGAGUUUGCUCUUUGUGCACAGUGGGUGGAGCUGUAUCCUGUGUCUGACCAGCUGAGACUGCAGCUACAGACUGAGCAUUUGCUUCAUCUGCUGGAGAAGGGACAGACAGAUGAGGCUUUCCAGUUACUUGAGGGCCUCUCAGACUUCGUGGUCGGCCUUGAUGUCUGUGAGCGCGCUCUGGACCACCGCCCAGGUUUGGCUGCCUGUCACUUCCUGGCUGAUUACCUCACUCUGCAUUUCCAGAGACAGGUGUCCCCGGCGCGUCGGCAACACAUCCACGCCCUGCAUCUAGGCUCUAAGGUGUUGCUGACUUUGCCCCCGGCUGCCAGGCAGGACUAUUUCCCCUUGCUGUCGGAGCCCCUGCUGAUGCUCGAGCAGCUGUUGAUGAACCUAAAGGUGGACUGGGCAGAUAUGGCUGUGCGGACCCUGCGGAGCCUCCUGGUUGGUCAAGAGGCUGGCUUUGGUGCAGAAGACAUCGACAAGCUUCUGGCAGACUACGGCUGCAAGGCCCUCGACUUCUCCUGCGCCCCUAGAGAGAGGUCUCGAUCUGACUCUAUAAUCAGCCUGCAGGAAACGCUGAUGCAGUGUCCUGCUCAAGACAGCGGCUCCUUGUCGUCCAGUCGAAUCGAAUCCUCAACACCCUCCACAGGUAACACCCCUACACACACACCCUCUACUAACAGCGCAGACAGGGAGAGGGAUCGAAACUCUGCAGGGAGAAAACGCCCGUCGCCUCCCAAAUUCCAGCCACCAGACCAACCUCCAGCCCGCAAAGACUGGGUCCCUGACACCCAGCAACACGUGUGCAUGGUCUGCCGGCGUGAGAGGUUCACCAUGUUCAACAGACGGCAUCACUGUCGGAGAUGUGGCCGCCUGGUUUGUCACGCAUGUUCAGAGCAUAAGAUGCCUGUAGAGGGCUGCCCAGGAGAGGAAGUCAGAGUCUGUGAUCAGUGCUACGCCUACUUUCACCCAGAUUCUGAUGACGAGCUGGAACCAGCUGAAGUGGCUGGCAGUCCUGUGGUCACAGAGGAAGUUCUUGAUGGGAUGCUGCAUCUGCCUGAGGUGGUCCAUCGACAGGUUCAACUCAACACAAACACUGCAGAGAACCAGCUGUUGAGGAGCGAGUUCUACUAUGAGCAGGCUCCGAGUGCGUACCUCUGCGUGGCCAUCUUGUCUCUGCACAGUGACCAGGCGGCCUGUGGUCAUCAGCUCAUUGGCCACUGCCACUCGCUGUCUCGUAAGCUGACCAACCCAGAGGUGGACGCCUGCCUCCUCACCGACAUCAUGCGGCAGCUGCUGUUCAGUGCUAAGCUGAUGUUUGUUAAGGUCGGCCGCAGCCAGGAUCUCGCCUUAUGUGACAGUUACAUCAGCAAAGUAGACGUGCUUAAAAUUCUGGUGACGGCCAAUUACAAAUACAUUCCCUCUCUGGACGACAUUCUGGAGACUUCUGCUGUCACACGUCUCCGCAACCAGCUGCUGGAAGCAGAGCACUACCAGCUAGCAGUGGAGGUGUCCACCAAGAGUGGCCUGGACCCUGGCGGGGUGUGGCAGGCAUGGGGGAUGGCGUCUCUCAUGGCGGGGAACCUAUCGGGAGCGAGGGAAAAGUUUGCCCGCUGCCUGAAGGCUCCAGUGGACCGCAACCACCUCAACCUGGGACCUUCGCUGCUGCAGGAGAUUGUCCAGCACUUGGAGACCAGCGUACAGCCGGCUCGCGCAACGUCUUAUGGUGAGGACAUCUUAGCGUCCCUGCGGGAGCUGGAGGACACCCUGCGUGAGGCUGGUCCUGUGGAUCGACCUGAGGGUCAGACUCCACGCAGCAACCUCCACCAGGAGUGUCUCUACUACCUGAACACAUAUGGCACUCACAUGGCUCUGAUCAGCUUCUAUAUGCGUCAUGACUGCGUGAAAGAGGCUCUAACAUACCUGCUCAACAAGGACUGCCCAGAUGAGGUGUUUCUGGAGGGUGUGCUGCAUCCCAGUCUAGAGCGAGGGCAUCUUGGAACACUGCAGGGCGUACUGGAAAAACUCGAUCCCGGCCUGGAGUCGUGCAGCCGCUACCUCAUCGCUGCCUGCCAGUUCCUGCAGCGGCGGGGCUACUUCUACACUCUCUACCAGCUCCAGCAGUUCAUGAUGGAUCACGUGCGUGCGGCCAUGACCUGUAUCCGAUUCUUCUCACAUGGCGCCAGUUCAUACCUGCAGCUGGGAGAACAGCAGCGCUGGCUGGUCAGAGCCAAGGAGCACCUGAGGACGUACCUGCAGGAGCAACAAGGUCGAGGUGGUGGGAGGAGAAGGUCUCAGGUCAACUCGCUCAGGAAGAUGAUGUCGUCCAGUGAUGUGUCCAGGCACAUGAACACAAUUGAGCUUCAGCUUGAGGUGACCCGUUUCCUCCACCUCUGUGAGGCCGCCGCCUCCUCCAAGGCUCCACAGACCAGUGCACCUUCCUCCAAGUCCCCUGGAUCCAACUCACCACCGACACUGUUUGGAGGAAGCUCCAUGAAAGUGGAGGUUGCCUGCAGGGUGAUGCUUGGAGGAAAAAACAUAGAGGAGGGUUUUGGCAUUGCAUACAGAGUCAUACAGGACUUCCAGCUGGAGGCCCAGGCGGUCUACGUGCGUGCGGGCCAAAGGCUUGUCCGACAGAGGCAGUACGGGGCCGUACGGCAGCUGCUCAAAUGUGUCGGUGAAUCGGGCACCGCCACCAAAAACGACUGCGACGCCCUCAUCCUCAGCUAUCUCUCCAUUGCAGAUAAGGGCCCUGCUGAUACCAAAGAGCUGGAAAGUCUCAUUCUGCAGACCAAGAGCACGGAAAGCAAGAUCAAGGCCUACCUGCUGUGCAGUAAACUACGACCAGCUUACCUGCAGGCGGUGAAGCUGGAUCCGAGUUGCGCCGGCCCGUUGGUCCAGGACGUCCUUCAGGCCGCUGAGGAAGCACAGGACUCAGUGAUGCAGAAUAUCUGCCGCCAGUGGCUGUCCGAGCAUCACAAGUCAUCUCAGCAGCGGCAGGGCCGACCCAGUGCCAGUAGCUGAGAGACAUCAAGGUCACCCGCGGGAGAACUACUACAUAAUAAAACAUGCUAACACUGAUGUAAUCACAUGCAGCCAUUCUUACAAAAUCUGUUGCUGACCAUUGGACUAAGAUUAAUCUCCUACCUCAGCCAAAAGGGAAAAUGUCUUGAACUGACUGGAAGGCCUUUUUUGUUCGUCUUAGUGUCCUUAUCGUCUGUAUUUGCGUCUGAAUAAGAUUUUUACUCAGACGUAAAUGUGAUGAGGUGUCCUCCGCCAGGAACGGCACAUGUUCAGUCCUUGAAGAAACUCAAUCUUAUUUUUGUCAUCUGAUGGAGCUGUUCACCUGUUUUACGUGAUAUUGUAACACUUUUUUUUGGUCAGCUUUCCCUUUUGGUAAGGGAAAAUAAUAUCUAACAGAAAUUGAAGCAUUUAAAGGCAUUUAUUAUGUUGAGAAAUUUGCAAGAAAUGUGGAAGUUUUAGGUUGGAUAUAGAAAGGGACUCACGUACAGAUCAUGUUACAGAUGAAGUUAUAUUCAUUUUCCAGAAAAUCAACUUUCAAGUCAUUAGUUUUGUCUCUGAGAGGGGAGGCGGCGCUAGUUUUUAAUGUGUGUUCUUGUGUCUCGUGUUUUGGUAACAGUCCAGAGUGUUACUGUUUUUAAGUCAUGUCUGAGCACAUCCAUAACCAUCAGCUCACACAGAUCAUCAGUCUUGUAGUGCUUUUAAAAAGGGAUUUAAACGUUGCCAUAUAGUUCUCUGUUUGUUUCCUUUUGUUUUUGCCUGUUUUGUUUCACGUUGGCCAAAACAAAAUAACUGUGCAAAUGUAGUCGUCACACAACAUGUUUUUAGUUCACUGACGUGACAAUCGCUUGUGUUGCUGAUGCUGCCUUUUCAAGUAUAUGAGAAUGUGUAUUUCAGAGAAACUCUGAUUAAGUGGUCAAGAAGUAUGUCUGUAUUUAGAGGAGAUCCUGUGUUUUUCCUUUGUCGUGCUGCUCUAGUCUGAAGACUGACAAACCUGAACCUGAUAAAGAGCGUUGAUCGGCAAGAAGCGAAAAGAAAACUUUAGAGAUGCAGGCACACGACAUUCUUGCACUCUUAAUCCUCCUUAACUUGGACUGUUGUCUCAUCACUGCCGCACUUUACACUUAGUGACUUUAAAAAAAUUUAUUUCUUUUGAUAAAAAUUGUAAUAUAUGUAAUUCAGUGACCGCUUUGACGACGCGGGGAAUAAUGAUUUUGAAGUGUAAUUCAUUUCUCCAUCCCCUGUAAAAUAAAAUGAAAUAAUAAAAAAAAAAAUGUGAAUAUACAAAAAUGUGGAAUACUGAGCUCAAUGCUGCCUACUUUCUUGAAAUAAAAGGAAAAGAAUGACA